UUCGCUAAACAACCACCUCCGGCUGACGCGCAGGCGCACUUCCGCAGGCGUAAGGUCAGGCGAAAGACGGGGGCCGCGCAGGCGCAGUUGCGCGCCAGGGUCCCAAGAUGUCGCACCCUAAGUACAAGCCGGCGCGCCUGGCCACUUUGCCCCCUACCCUUGACCCAGCCGAAUAUGACAUAUCUCCGGAAGCCCGGAAGGCGCAAGCCGAGCGGCUGGCCAUAAGAUCCCGGCUUAAAAGGGAGUACCUGCUCCAGUACAACAACCCCAGCCGCCACGGGCUCAUCGAAGAUCCUGCCUUGGCUCGUUGGACCUACGCAAGAACAGCAAAUGUCUAUCCCAAUUUCAGACCCACUCCCAAGAACUCACUCCUAGGAGCUGUGGUUGGAAUUGGGCCCCUCAUCUUCUGGUAUUACGUUUUUAAAACUGACAGAGAUAGAAAAGAAAAACUUAUCAAGGAAGGAAAAUUGGACAGAAAAUACAACAUCUCAUAUUAAGGCUGACAAUGACGACUACCAGUAUAUAUAUUGUUGUUUAAUAAAUCUAUUAAUCAUGAAA
Messenger RNA from Myotis davidii, 558 nucleotides. It is a transcript of the gene NDUFB4, whose product is annotated as NADH:ubiquinone oxidoreductase subunit B4. The coding region runs from base 108 to 497 and encodes 129 amino acids. The record is from RefSeq and is a predicted model, not a curated record. Gene Ontology annotation, cellular component: mitochondrion. The transcript is spliced from 3 exons. Lineage: Eukaryota; Metazoa; Chordata; Mammalia; Chiroptera; Vespertilionidae.